AUGGUUUCCCUGGAGUUUUUACAAGAGUUACCAAAGUGUGAACAUCACUUGCAUUUGGAAGGUACUCUAGAACCAGAUCUAUUGUUCCCAUUAGCUAAAAGAAACGGUAUCGUCUUACCAGAAGGUUUUCCUAAAUCAGUUGAAGAAUUAAACGAAAAAUAUAAGAAAUUCCGUGAUUUACAGGAUUUCUUAGAUUACUAUUAUAUCGGUACUAAUGUCUUGAUCGGUGAACAAGAUUUCUUCGACUUGGCGUGGGCCUAUUUUGUUAAAGUUCACAAACAAGGCUUGGUCCAUGCUGAAGUGUUUUACGACCCUCAGUCCCACACCUCUAGAGGCGUCUCCAUAGAAACAGUUACUAAAGGUUUCCAAAGAGCUUGUGACAGAGCUUUGGCUGAAUUUGGUAUUACAUCCAAGCUAAUCAUGUGUUUAUUGAGACACAUUGAGCCAGAAGAAUGUUUGAAAACUAUUGAAGAAGCUACCCCAUUUAUUAAGGACGGUACUAUUUUUGCCUUAGGCUUGGAUUCUGCUGAAAAACCAUUUCCCCCAAAUUUAUUUGUUGAAUGUUACCAAAAAGCCGCUUCAUUGAAUAGAGAUUUAAAACUAACUGCGCACGCAGGUGAAGAAGGCCCUGCCCAAUUCGUCUCGGAUGCUUUAGAUUUGCUGCAAGUAACAAGAAUUGAUCACGGUAUCAACAGUCAGCACGACGAGGAAUUACUGGAUAGAUUGGCUCGCGAUCAAACCAUGCUGACCAUUUGUCCUCUCUCCAACGUGAAGCUACAAGUAGUCCAAUCUGUCUCAGAACUACCUCUUCAAAAGUUUCUCGACAAAGAUGUUCCAUUUUCUUUGAAUUCUGAUGACCCAGCUUAUUUUGGCGGCUAUAUAUUGGAUAACUACAUUCAAGUUUCGAAAGAUUUCCCACACUGGGACCAUGAAACGUGGGGUCGUGUCGCUAAGAACGCUAUCAAAGGCUCCUGGUGUGACGAUAAAAGAAAGGACGAUUUACUAAGUAGAGUGGAUCAAGUAGUGACUAAAUAUUCUCAUUAG
Molecule: messenger RNA, 1044 nt
Organism: Saccharomyces paradoxus
Lineage: Eukaryota; Fungi; Ascomycota; Saccharomycetes; Saccharomycetales; Saccharomycetaceae
Gene: AAH1
Product: adenine deaminase
Exons: 1
Coding region: 1-1044 (347 amino acids)
Biological process (GO): adenine catabolic process; purine ribonucleoside monophosphate biosynthetic process; hypoxanthine salvage
Cellular component (GO): nucleus; cytosol
Molecular function (GO): adenine deaminase activity
Source: RefSeq, a predicted model, not a curated record